Ctenopharyngodon idella (grass carp) is the source of this 3246-nucleotide messenger RNA. RefSeq names its product potassium voltage-gated channel subfamily F member 1-like. The coding region runs from base 133 to 1614 and encodes 493 amino acids. The transcript is spliced from 2 exons. Gene Ontology annotation, molecular function: voltage-gated potassium channel activity; protein binding. Gene Ontology annotation, biological process: protein homooligomerization; potassium ion transmembrane transport. The record is from RefSeq and is a predicted model, not a curated record. Lineage: Eukaryota; Metazoa; Chordata; Actinopteri; Cypriniformes; Xenocyprididae. Gene Ontology annotation, cellular component: membrane; voltage-gated potassium channel complex.
UGCUCCUCUCACCAGUCUUUACUCAUGUUGCGCUCUUUCGGAUUUAUUCAGCUCUCCACACGGACAUCAUGCAGCUGAAGUCAGAAGUUUUUUGAGACUUUCUUCACAGGUUUUGGUCCAAAUAUAAAUGACAUGUGGGAGUUCUCGAGGACUCGUUACGCGGAUUGUAACGGCUCAGAGGCGAGCGAGGAGACGGAGAUUGCUGUAAACAUUGGUGGUGUCAAGCACAUUCUCUACGGGGACGUCCUGAACCGAUAUCCUGAGACGCGUUUGGCAGAGCUGGUGAACCGCUCCACGAAUUCCACACAAGAAGAUCUCUCUGUGCUCUGUGAUGACUACGACGACUUAAAGCGAGAGUUUUAUUUCGAUAGAGACCCAGAGGCUUUUAAAUGCAUCCUAGAGCUGUACUACUACGGAGAGAUUCACAUGAAGCGAGGAAUCUGUCCCAUGUGCUUCAUGAGAGAGAUGGACUAUUGGGGGAUCGACACGGAGUAUCUGGAUGAAUGCUGCAGAAGUAAUUUAAAUGAGGUGGAGACUGAGCUGGCGGAAAUAGCAGAGAAGGUCAAGACCAUCCUGGACGACCUGGAGGGGGAUGCAACGAUGACUAGAGGCCAGAGGUGUCAAGCGUUCCUGUGGAAACUCAUGGAGAAACCAGAGUCAUCAUUAGCCGCGCGCGUAAUCGCAGUUGUGUCGUUCGCGUUCAUCCUGCUCUCCUCUGUGGUCAUGUGUGUGAGCACCAUCCCAGAGCUCCAAGUGCAAGAUGCCGAGGGUAACCUGGUGGAACAUCCGACCCUUGACUCUAUUGAGACGGCUUGCAUCAUCUGGUUCACCGUGGAAUAUAUUUUGCGCUUCGUUUCCUCUUCUAACAAAUUGCACUUUGUGUUUUCCUUCAUGAAUUUAAUAGACUUUCUAGCUAUCAUGCCGUUUUACGUAGUGUUGAUUCUUACGCAUUUGGGCACUGCUAUGAUGGAGCUCGCCAACGUCCAGCAGGCAGUGCAGGCGUUGCGCAUCAUGCGCAUUGCGCGCAUCUUCAAACUUGCGCGCCAUUCAUCAGGUCUGCAAACUCUCACCUUCGCGCUCAAAAGCAGCUUGAAAGAGCUGGGUCUGCUGCUUAUGUACAUGAGCGUGGGGAUUUUCCUGUUCUCGGCGCUGGCAUACACAAUGGAGCAGAGCCACCCGGAUACCAUGUUCACCAGCAUCCCACAGUCCUUUUGGUGGGCCAUCAUUACAAUGACUACUGUGGGGUAUGGAGACAUCUACCCUAAAACCACGCUGGGCAGGUGUAACGCUGCUGUCAGUUUUCUGUGUGGCGUAAUAGCUAUUGCGUUGCCAAUCCACCCGAUUAUUAACAACUUUAUCAUUGUUUACAGUAAGCAGCGUGUACUUGAAACAGCUGCCAAGCAUGAGAUCGAACUCAUGGCGUUACGCGCGAAGGAGGAAGCGCAGGAGUGUCAGGAGGCUGGAAAAAUGGCUUCGACUGGCAACAGUUCGGUGUGGGACAGUGCUGCUGUGAGCGCGUCACAGAGUGACACAUGUAUCCCGUUACUUGGUGAAAAAGGCCAACCUGCCCACAAACACAAGAACAAGUCAAUCAAUAUGAACAGUUCGCUGUGAUUACAGCCUGAAAACGGGCUAAAUUCGAUCAGUAUCAUGUAGUCUAUCUAUCUAUCUAUACACUCCAACUCUGUUCAGAAAAGAAUAAAAUAAAUGAUUAGUUACUAAGGGUAAAUACAAAUUUAUUUAUUUAUUAAAGAACAUUAAAAAUAAAACAAUGCAGAAGUAAAUUAAAAGGGACAUGUAAAUAUAAUGUAUAUUUCAAACUUAAACGUUUAAUUUCAAUCUUAUACACAUCAAAUGCUUAAAGACUCAUGGUCUCUGAAGAUAUCUUACAGUAAUGAGAAUAUCUGACUGAUCUCUUAACUGAACAAACCUGACGGAAGAAAAAUGACUAUGUCUUUAUUAUGCAAUUAGUGUACUCUGAAGCAUAAUACAAGAAUCACAACCUAAUUUGUAUACAUUUUUGUAACAUCAUUAACAUAAUAUAUGUUUUAAUGAUCUUCAAAAUAAAAUGAUUAGGAGGUUGUACUGAUUUCCGUAGAUAUUUGGCAUUAAACAACAUCAACUGAUUGUUUAUAUUAUUAUUAUUAUUAAGGGUCAAGCCCUGUGGUCAAGAGAUAUAAUGAAAUUUAUAAAAAUGCUUAUAACAUGGAAAAUUCAACAUAUUCCCCCGGUUUCACAGACAAGGCUUAAGCUAGUCUCAGACUAAAAUGUAUGUUUAAACUGUUUUAACUGAAAGUAACUUGCACUGACAUAUCUUAAAAUAUGUCAGUGCCAUUGUUUUGUCUCAAGAUGCACACUAAUAAUGUUUCUUUUUAGGGUACAUUUAUAAAAGCUAGUUAAAUGUCUCAAUUGAACUAAGGCCUAAUCCUGGCUUAGUCUAAGUCCUGUCUGUGAAACCGGGCCAUUGUCAUUUAACUUAAAUCAUUAGAUUUGUUGGCGUAUGCCCAGUCACCAAAUUAGCCACAUUCUACCAUAUUGAAUCUUAUUUAAAACCUACUUUUUUCAAACUCCUACGAAAUUUGGUAUGUAGCAUCUACAGACACUCAUGACAAAAAGAUUUUAAAAGAUUUUUGAUAGACCCAACCAUUGUUUUAUACUGCGUCAACAAAUUUGACAGCUAGCACACCCAAAUUGAAUAUGUGGCUGUAUCUUUGCAAAAGUUUUGUGUAUUGACACGAAACUUGGUACAUGUCAUCACAGGCAUGACUUGAGGGUGCAUGCAGAGUUUCGUCAUAGCGCCACCUACUGCUCAGAAGUUAUAAACCAUGUUAUAAGUGCUUUAACUGAUGUAAUUUUAAGCUUUAUCCUAACCUCAUGAUCACAGAUGUCCACAAAUAUUUCCUUUUCUGCCCUUAUUUGGCUUGACCCUGUAAUUGUUGCUUGCAGCUAUAUUUAUUACUAUUAUUAUUUAGCUUGAGCAAUUGCAAUAGUUCAAAAUGAAAGCAAAACCAGAAAACAAUAUAUGUGUACUGCGUAAUAUACUGUGGUGACUGAAUGUGCAUGCUACAAUAUGUUAGUUGAUGUCUAAAUCCUUGUAGCUAUUAAAAUUUGGUGCUUGAUACAUCAAAUUAUUUGAAUAGUUCACUCUAAUCCUGUCCUGUACAGGUAGACACCUAUGAACUUACCUGUACGUUUUCUCUCCCUUUUUAAUCUAACCUGCCUAUUAAACAAUAGUGUGAACCACCA